Falco peregrinus (peregrine falcon) is the source of this 4164-nucleotide messenger RNA. It is a transcript of the gene MUSK, whose product is annotated as muscle associated receptor tyrosine kinase. Gene Ontology annotation, biological process: positive regulation of kinase activity; cell surface receptor protein tyrosine kinase signaling pathway; protein phosphorylation. Bases 1 to 2844 code for a protein of 947 amino acids. Gene Ontology annotation, cellular component: signaling receptor complex. Lineage: Eukaryota; Metazoa; Chordata; Aves; Falconiformes; Falconidae. The record is from RefSeq and is a predicted model, not a curated record. Gene Ontology annotation, molecular function: protein binding; transmembrane receptor protein tyrosine kinase activity; ATP binding. The transcript has 17 exons.
AUGAAUGACCUGCUGAAGGUGCCCCUGGUGCAUGUCCUCACCCUGGCAGCCCUGAGCUUGGCUGAGACACUUCUGAAAGCUCCCUUGAUCAGCACUCCUCUGGAAACUGUGGAUGCACUGGUAGAAGAUGUUGCCAAGUUUGUCUGUGUAGUGGAGUCGUACCCUGAGCCAGAGAUUACAUGGACGCGCAACAGCAUUCCCAUCAGGCUGUUUGAUACCCGGUACAGCAUACAGAGGAACGGGCAGCUCCUGACCAUUUUGAGCGUGGAGGACAGUGAUGAUGGGGUGUACUGCUGCACAGCGGAUAACGGGGUUGGAGCAGCUGCGCAGAGCUGUGGGGCUCUCCAAGUGAAAAUGCGACCCAAAAUAACCCGACCGCCUAUAAAUGUGGAAAUAAUAGAAGGGUUAAAGGCUGUUCUUCCAUGCACUACAAUGGGGAAUCCAAAACCUUCUGUUUCAUGGAUCAAAGGAGAAACAGUCUUAAAGGAGAAUGCUCGCAUUGCUAUCCUUGAUUCAGGGAAUUUAAGGAUCCACAACGUUCAGAGAGAGGAUGCAGGACAGUAUCGAUGUGUAGCCAAGAACAGCUUGGGCACAGCCUAUUCAAAACCUGCAACGGUGGUAGUGGAAGUUUUUGCCAGAAUCCUGAAUGCUCCCGAAUCCCAAAAUAUCACCUUUGGGUCUGUGGUGACAUUGCGGUGCACAGCGACCGGCCUUCCAGUUCCCACCAUCACCUGGCUGGAAAACGGGAAAGCUGUUUCUGCAGGGUCUAUAGUCGAAAGUGUCAAGGACAGAGUGGUUGACUCCAGACUGCAGGUGUAUGUCACCCGACCUGGCCUAUUCACUUGUCUUGCCAUGAACAAACACAGCAAAACUUUUGGAGCUGCAAAAGCUGCAGCAACCAUCAGCAUUUCAGAGUGGAGCAAGCUGUACAAGGGUGAUGCAGGCUACUGCAGCACGUACAGAGGUGAGGUCUGUAAUGCUAUCUUGGCGAAGAAUGCUCUUGUUUUCUUCAACUCCUCCUAUGCUGACCCAGAGGAGACCCAAGAGCUGCUUGUGCACACUGUCUGGACUGAACUGAAAAUGGUGAGUUCAUUCUGCCAACCGGCUGCUGAGUCUCUGCUGUGUAACUACAUCUUCCAGGAGUGCAAUCCCUCAGGAGCUGGGCCAGCUCCAAAACCAGUGUGCAGAGAGAAUUGCCUUGCUGUAAAGGAUCUCUACUGCUUUAAGGAAUGGCUCUCAAUGGAGGAAAACUCUCAGAAGGGGAUUUACAAGCCAGGACUGAUGCUUCUCAAUCUUCCUGAAUGCAAUAGGCUGCCCAGCCUGCACCAGGACCCCAGCACCUGCACCCGCAUCCCUUUCUUUGAUUUUAAGAAGGAGAAUAUAACCAGAACUUGCUACAGAGGCAAUGGCCAGUUUUACCAGGGCUGGGCCAACGUCACAGCCUCUGGUAUUCCCUGCCAGAAGUGGAGUGAUCAGGCUCCCCACUUGCACAGGAGGACUCCUCAGGUUUUCCCUGAGCUGUCUGAUGCUGAGAAUUACUGCCGCAACCCAGGAGGUGAGAACGAACGUCCCUGGUGCUACACAAGAGACCCAUCUGUGAUCUGGGAAUACUGCAGCGUGUCUCCUUGUGGAGAUGCUUCAUUAUCACUAGGAACAAGAAAACCAAAUGGAAAGACUCCAAAUCUUCCCCCUCUUCCUACCUUUUCCCCUACAUACUCCAUGACUGUUGUCAUCUCAAUCAUCUCCAGCUUUGCCCUGGUUGUGAUUUUCGGCAUUGUCACCCUGGUUUGCUGCCGUCGGAGAAAGCAGUGGAAAACCAAAAAAAGAGAUUCAGAGACACCAACGCUCACCACUCUGCCCUCUGAACUCCUGCUGGACCGGCUGCAUCCCAACCCGAUGUACCAGCGGAUGCCCCUUCUCCUCAAUCCAAAAUUGCUCAGCUUGGAGUAUCCCAGGAACAACAUUGAAUAUGUGAGAGAUAUUGGGGAAGGAGCAUUUGGGAGAGUCUUCCAAGCAAGGGCCCCAGGGCUGCUGCCAUAUGAGCCUUUUACAAUGGUGGCAGUGAAAAUGCUGAAGGAAGAAGCAUCUGCAGACAUGCAGGCUGACUUUCAGAGGGAGGCAGCCCUCAUGGCAGAGUUUGACAAUCCGAAUAUCGUCAAACUUUUAGGUGUGUGUGCUGUUGGGAAACCAAUGUGCCUGCUCUUUGAAUACAUGGCAUAUGGGGAUCUAAAUGAGUACUUGCGUGACCGCUCACCCCGCAACCUCUGCAGCCUGGUGCAUGGUAGCCUGGAUGCACGGAUCAGCCUCUCCAACCCCCUGGCGCUGUGCUGCACCAGCCAGCUCUGCAUUGCCAAGCAGGUGGCUGCAGGCAUGGCGUACCUCUCUGAGCGCAAGUUUGUCCACCGGGAUUUGGCUACCAGGAACUGCCUGGUGGGGGAGAACAUGGUAGUCAAAAUAGCCGACUUUGGUCUCUCAAGGAACAUGUAUUCGGCUGACUAUUACAAAGCAAAUGAGAACGAUGCCAUCCCCAUCCGCUGGAUGCCCCCUGAGUCCAUUUUCUACAACCGCUACACCACAGAGUCUGAUGUAUGGGCCUAUGGGGUGGUGCUGUGGGAGAUCUUCUCCUAUGGCAUGCAGCCCUACUAUGGGAUGGCUCAUGAAGAGGUCAUCUACUACGUGAGGGAUGGGAACGUACUCUCCUGCCCAGACAAUUGUCCUCUGGAGCUCUACAACCUGAUGCGCCUCUGCUGGAGCAAGCUGCCUGCUGACCGGCCAGGCUUUGCCAGCAUCCACCGCAUCUUGGAGCGCAUGUACGAGAGGGCUGUGGCCACCCCGUCAGUCUGAGGGGUGCACCUGGGGACGUCCCUGGGUUCACCCAUCCAGGCUGACUCGGACCAGCCUGUGGGGUCCUGAGCAGCAGCUCUACGCAAAGCCCUGCUUUAGGGGGAGGAGAAACAACUUCUCCUUUGCCAAGCAAGAAGUGUGGACUGCACCCCACUACAGUGGGCUAUACCUCCCUGAGUGGAACUGUACCUCCAAAAUGACAGUGCUGUCCCCUGGCCACCAAACCCGGACAACUGGGUUUGGUGAGGGUGGUGGCUGUGCCAACUCAUUACCUACGUUAGGCAUUUCCAGGAGCAGAGUUCCCCAGGGAAAGCAAACCAACAUUUUGCUGGUGUCACUUCCCUUCCUCACAGGUCCCUCCAUAUCCUUCUGCAUUUAUGGUCCUGGCGUUCACCUUUUCCCUCCCUUCCUUAAAUGUUUUCAAGUAUUAUUUGAAAAAAAACCAAACAAAUGAUUGCAGAAAUCAGUCUUUUUGGGGAUAUUGUUAUUAUUUUAUUUUUCGUACUUACUUCCUUUUGUAGAAAAAGGAUGUUUCUGAAGCCAUAGGGCACUUUCUUUUUCCUUUUAACUUCCAUUUCCUCUUUGACACUCAUGAACAUAACAUUGACAGAGUAAAAAGAGGAGCCUGCAGGACCACUGGCAGCUGCCUGCAUCUCAUGUUACAUGGACAGGCAAACUCCUGUCAAGCAUGGAGCCUUAACGUUUUCAAAAGUGGAAAAUCCACAGCGAGGUUCAUUUAAUGUUUGUUAAGAUCUCAUCCAAAAACUUGCCUCAGUGAAUUGCAGCCCCGAGGCUACAAUUCACUGCCUUCCCCUGCAACAAAGCCAAUUGGAGUUAAGGGAGAAAUUCAGGCCAAAGGCCUGGUCCCGCACCUGGUAGAUCUCUGAGUUGUAUCUGUUUGCCUUUGCCUGCCUGCAGUAUGGUCCUCACUGCAUCCAAAGCAGGAAGAAAUGCAGCCCCUCUUGCAGAAAUGUGGCAGGUUAUGCUACUUACUUCUCUCCUUUUCCUUUCCAGUCUUUGCCUCCUGUUUCUGGUUUUCCUUUCCUGACAGUAGCUCCUAACCCCUGUGAGCUCCUACUACAACGUUUGCUGGCCACCUUUCCUUGUGCUGCAGUUUACAGGUGCAGAAGUAAAGAAGGUGGAAGCCUGCCAUCAGCUGCCUUCAGAAACAACCUGCCAGUUAGGAGAAGGUGGAAAGGGGUGUGUUCACACUCUACACGAGAAAUGUUGUAGACUGUUCAUCUGUGGGGCAAAGAUGAGACUGCCUUCAUUACACAUGGUCCGCAGCCCAUCCCCAAACACCAAAUGUUGUUUCUCUGC